ACGGACACAAGGUCGCACACUCAACUCCAGCAAGCAGAGGAGAGGAGAUGGAGGUGGAUCGGAUGGUUAAGGCAAUCCGAGUGCAUGAGCCCGGAGGAGUGGAGGUGUUGAAAUGGGAGGCCGUGGAGUUGCAGCCCGUUGGGCCGGGGGAGAUCCGGCUGAGGCAUACGGCGAUCGGGGUCAAUCUAGUCGAUGCGUACAUGCGAUCAGGGAUGCUGCCGCCACCCAGGUAUCCCUACAUCCCGGGAAUGGAGGCCGCAGGGGUGGUCAUUGCCGUGGGAGAGGGAGUGACGAGCUGCCAUGUCGGACAGCGAGUGGCUUAUGCCGGGCGACCAACCGGCUCGUACUCAGAAGAGCGUACUAUGAUGGCCGACCGCGUCGUCGCUAUUCCGGAGGGCAUCUGCGACGAGACGGCAGCGGCUAUCACGCUGAAAGGAAUGACGGCUCACAUGCUCCUGGACGAAAUGUUCCGCGUCAGCCCCGGGCUGUUCGUACUAGUGCACACGGCGGCGGGAGGGCUGGGCGCGGUUCUCGCGCAACUGGCGCACUCGCUGGGCGCGGUCGUCAUCGGCACCGUGUCGUCGGAGGCGGAGGCGGAGAUGGCGAUGGAGAACGGCGUCACUCAUCCCAUCAUUUACACGUCAGAGGAUCUCGUCCAGCGUGUGCAGGAGAUCACGCAGGGGGAGGGAGUCGCCGUCGUCUUCGGCGGCGAAGGAGAGGACACUCUCCGCAGGUUGGCGGAUUGCCUUGAGCCACGUGGCCUGCUCUUCAGCUAUGGCCCGACUUACGGCGAUCCGCCAUCGUUCCACGUCAGCCAGGUGUCCAAACGAGGCGCUCUGCGAAUGUUUAAGCCGCCAAUGUUCGAGUACGAGGCGCCCAGGGUCGAAGUCGUCCGGAGAGCGGAGGCGAUUUUCUCUAUGGUUCUCUCAGGGGUUAUAAAGGUCCGCGUGUCUGAUCGCUACCCGCUGGCAGAGGCCAGCAACGCGCACGCGCUUCUGGAGGCCGGGAAUGCGACCGGAUCCAUCGUUCUCGUCCCUUGAGGAACCCCACCGUCGAGGGCGGUUAACUGUGGGGCUGAAGAGCAGAAGAGGAGGAGGAGGAGGAGAAGGAGAAGGAACGGGGGGGAGGAGCUGAUGCAAACAGCUCUCAUGCAUCGUAAUGGGGUGUGUGUUCGGAUAGGGGUCACGGUGUUUGCUUUAUCACGAUCCCGAUUCCCAUUUCCCGA
Molecule: messenger RNA, 1225 nt
Organism: Chara braunii
Lineage: Eukaryota; Viridiplantae; Streptophyta; Charophyceae; Charales; Characeae
Source: the annotation of a GenBank genome assembly